CUCUGAGCAGAGUUGAUUUAACUCUGGAGAUUUUGCUGUGUACUUAAAGUUCUGUUGUUUUGUGAUUAGUUCUACAAGAUAUGUCAUUGUAAUUAUUUUCUUUUUUAAACAUUAUAAAACUAUUUUAGGAAAGGUCCUAGUUUGUGUGGAAACAACGCAGAAAAUCAGUCUGACAAUCUGUAACUAACAUUCAAAUGGAGUAUUAUACAGUCUCAACCAAAUAUGGUGCUCGGAUUGAACUCCAGACUGAAGUAAAAGAUAAACUCUUUAAUCUUGAUGUUGUUUUGGGAAAUAUGUUUGAAGACUGGGAUACUGAUCCUCAGCUUGUCUUGGAGAAGGAAGAAGAGUUCUACAGAGGAGCCCCACCACAAUGGCUGAACUUCUACUGUGCUGAGAGAAAUCAUACACCUUUUGUUAAGAGGGACAUAUACACAAAAAUAACAAAACUUAUACAAAAGAAAAGAAAAAUAAACUGUAGCACGUCCACUAUUAAUCUCUUUCAUCAGCCAGGCAGUGGAGGUACUACACUGGCAAUGCAAGUUCUCUGGGACUUGAGGAAAGAGCUCAGAUGUGCACGAGUAAUUGAUUCAGUAUCAGAUUCAAAAGCAAUUGCGCAACAAGUAAUACAUCUGUUUAAUGGGGUUGCUUCACAAAUCCAGAACACAGUCCUACUACUUGUGGACAGAGAGACAGACACAAAUGAGGACAUGCAAUUUAUCUCUGACUUGCAAGACAAUCUGACAACAAAAAGGAGACCUCGCAAUGCUCAAAUGCUGUCUUUUUUGGCUUUGAUUAACUCAUAUGUCCCAGGUUCAUAUCUUACUGAGAACUUGUGCCUGGAAUUUGUGGAUAAGAAAAAUCACAUUUCUGGCCGUCCCACUUUGGAAAAACAAAUGGGAGCCUUUGCAGAUCUUCUGGUGAUAUAUUCAACACGUUCUGGAGGGACCAAAUAUAAGGACAGAUGUAUACGAAUGGCACAUCCGAUGAUCGCUGACAAAUGUCUACAGUUACUAACCGACGCUGGCGUAACCUUGAGUGAUACGACUAUAAAACUCAUCUCACACUUAUGCCCUCAAACAAUUCCCCCUUACUUGGUGAAAACAAUCAAACAUCUGCUUACAAAGCGAGAAAAAUAUCUGCCAAACGAUGAGAGAGAAGAAACACUUCACAAGUUCUCCAAUCUUAUCCAAGAUAUUACGGAGAAAGAAAAAAAAUCAAUGUGUGAGGGAGUGUUCAAACAUGCAGCUAAGAAGCUUCCACAGGAUCCAUUUAUUCCACAAGCUUUUGCACGUUUUUAUUACAUCAAGCAAACAGAUUAUGCAAGAGCUGAAACCUGGGCGAAAAUUGCUAUUAAGAUGGAACCAAAUAAUUCUUUUAUCAGAGACACACUUGGACAAGUCUACAAAAACCAACUGAAGAACCACAACCUUGAAAUUCUUUCUAGAAAGAUUUUACAGAUUGGAAAGCAAGCAUUUAAAGCUUUUGAAGAAGAGGCAGAGAUCGCAGAAAAGGAACUAGACCCAAAGAUGCAAGAGGACGGUGUGACACACGUCUCUGCUGUUUUUAAUUACAGAGGGCUUUUUGGCUACAUACAGGUAGCAAACACGAUGUUCUACAAGCUAAAAAACAUUAACUCAGAAUGGUCCAAAGUGCUCAGACAGGAAACACAGUCUCCCAGUUUAAUCAGCUCUGAAAAUUGCAAAAAAUACCAAUCUCUCCUCACAAGCUUAAGGCAAAGAAUUGAAGAGAAAUGCAAUUUUUUUGAGACCUUUCUAAUAUACUCAAAGCCAAACAUUGAUAAAAAUGAACCACAGUACAUUUGGACAGACACUGCCAAGUGCUACGAAAAUUAUAUAAAAGAAGAGGAACAAUUCAGCAUGUCUUUUGAAGGUCUGCUUUCCGCUUUAAGCCACAUCACAAGUGUUUCUGACCUGGAGCAAAUCACAGAACAAUGGAGAGAGAUUUAUAUGAAUUCUCAGUUUGAUAUUGAUGCUCAAAACUACAUUCUCGCCAACAUCAUGUUGAGUCAGAAGUCUGCAAACUCUGAAAUACUCAGACCAGUGCCAGAGCUCCAGGACAUAUUACAGAAACUUUGGGGGAGAGAGAACAAAAACAGAAGCCCAGAGUUUUACCUCUUGGUCCUUUUGCUGUUUUGGCAUGAUAGUGCAAAGAAAACCAGUAACACUCCCGACCUUAAAGAGUGUGUCCAAUACAUGUGUGAUUCAUAUGAAAGAACCUAUCAGAAACACCUUCGCUCUCGCUACCUUGUUCCUCUCUUCUUCCUUGGGAGCGGUGGAGGAUUGCAGAGACUUGUUCAUUCCUCUAGGAGUAACCCUGACCACUUUUCUGAUGAAAGAAAUCAGAUUGAGAUCACCCGUCUCCUCACUGAAGAGCAUGAGAAUGCUGAAAUCGAAAGUCUUCAGCGUAUUGAAGGGGAGAUUAGAAAUCAUAAGGUGUUUGCUUUUAGAGGUGGAAACCAAAUUGAAGUUUCACCCCACAAUCAGGCCAGUGUGUACAAUAAAGACCUGGUCUCCUUCUACCUUGGCUUUACCAUCAGAGGACCUGUUGCCUACAACAUCAGAUAUGUCAAGAAAUCUGCUCAGUUUGUGGACAAACACAAGGAGAAAAUCAUUCAGCAAGUCAAGAAGGUGGAUUCUAUCAUAGAUGACCUUCGCCCACUGAUUGGCACUGAGCAAUACUCAACCAUCAUAGCAGCUUCAACAAACGAAGACAAAAUGAGACAACUAUACUCUAUUAUAUCAGCAGGAUAUGAAAUGAAGGACAAAUUUUACCAGAGCCUUUUAAAGUAUGAGAAAGAACUUAUUCACCUUUGGGAAAGAGAGUUCCAGUGAGUUGUACAGCGUGUUGUAAUGGUCUAAAAGCAAUAUUUGAUAAACUUCAAACAGUGCUGCACUGUGCUCAACAAAUUAUUGACUCUUAAUACUUCUCUUUUUAGUCCUAAAAGACUUUAAGAUCAUAACUAUCAGUGUAUUCAAGUUAUAAGCAUGGGUUCCAAUUAUGGUACAUGGGUUCGAUAUUGUUAUAAUGCUCUUUGUAAUGAUUUACUGAGUACUUUCUUUCUAAUUCUAUGUACUAAGUAGCUCAUUUUUUAAAGAAAUUUCAGGAAUUGUAUAAAUCGAUCAGUUAAAAAUGUUUCAUAAACAAGUAAUUUGCUGUUGUAGUAAGACUGCAUUUAUUCCAAUAAAAGCAAU
Megalobrama amblycephala (Wuchang bream) is the source of this 3212-nucleotide messenger RNA. Its product is annotated as sterile alpha motif domain-containing protein 9-like. The transcript is spliced from 3 exons. NCBI's taxonomy places the organism in Eukaryota, Metazoa, Chordata, Actinopteri, Cypriniformes, Xenocyprididae. Gene Ontology annotation, cellular component: cytoplasm. The record is from RefSeq and is a predicted model, not a curated record. Bases 195 to 2852 code for a protein of 885 amino acids. Gene Ontology annotation, biological process: regulation of apoptotic process. Gene Ontology annotation, molecular function: protein binding.